AUGUCCAAAAUCCCAAAAGUCUCUCCACUUACAAUCGACAAACUUAAUGCAAAUGUCGUAAACGCUAAAUACGCUGUAAGAGGCCGUCUAGCUAUCCGUGCUGAACAACUCAAAGCUACCCUCGCUGAAGGUUCAUCUACCCUCCCCUUUUCUAAAGUUAUCAAUGCAAAUAUUGGAAACCCACAACAAUUAGACCAAAAACCAAUCACUUUUUACCGCCAAGUAUUGUCCAUUGUCGAAUACCCACAACUCUUGGAAAAACCAGAAGCUUCCAUCAUCUAUAAAGCUGAUGCUAUUGCUAGAGCUAAAAAAAUUAUCUCGAAUGUAGGCUCUGUAGGUGCUUACUCAAAUGCUCAAGGUAUUCAAAUCAUUCGUGAUUCUGUUGCUUCCUUUAUUGAAAAAAGAGAUGGCUUCCCCGCUGAUCCUCAUUCAAUCUUCCUUACAUCUGGAGCUUCCUCUGCCGUCACAAUGCUCCUUAAUGCACAAGCUACUGGAAACAAGGCUGGUUUCUUGAUUCCUAUCCCUCAGUACCCCCUCUACUCUGCUACUUUAACCCUCAUGGGUGCAUCUGCAGUCCAGUACCACUUAGAUGAAGCUAAGAGCUGGGCAACUAAUGUUGAUGAAAUCUCCCAAAUCGUCAAUAAGGCUAAGCUUGAAGGCAUUGAUCUUAAAACCAUAGUGGUCAUUAACCCAGGUAACCCUACAGGUACUGUUCUCCCUGAAGAAAAUAUUCGUGGAAUUAUUGAUAUUGCUGCUCAACAUGAAAUUGUCAUCAUUGCAGAUGAAGUUUACCAAGAAAAUGUUUACCUGGGAGAAUUUAUUUCUUUCAAAAAAGUCCUUCGCAAAAUGCAACAAGAAUUCCCAGGGAAAUAUGAUACUGUAGAACUUGCAUCUCUACAUUCUACAUCAAAGGGAAUGAUUGGUGAAUGUGGUCAUCGUGGUGGUUACAUGGAAUUAGUCGGUUUUAACAAGGAAGUCGUCGAUACAAUCUAUAAGUUGGCUGCCAUCCAACUCUGUGCAAAUGUCCCAGGUCAAGUCGCUGUCGAACUUAUGGUUAACCCUCCCGUCAAGGGUGAUGCAUCUUAUGAAGAAUUUACUCGUGAAUAUUCCCACAUCUUUAACACUCUUAAACAUCGUUCUUCUGUUCUUUACAAGGCUUUUGAAUCCAUGGAAGGUGUUUCUUGUCAAGCUCCAGAAGGUGCCAUGUAUUUGUUCCCUCAAAUUACUCUCCCUAAAAAGGCCAUUGAAGAGGCUCAACGUCUUAAUGAAGUCCCCGAUGAAUUUUAUUGUUUACAGUUAUUGGAAGAAACUGGAAUCUGUGUGAUUCCUGGGUCCGGGUUUGGUCAAAAGGAUGGCACUUGGCAUUUCCGUACCACUUUCUUGGCCCCGGUCGAUGAUUAUGCAGCUGCCCUGACAAAAUUCCAUCAGCGGUUUAUGGAUAAGUACCGCGAUUAG
Magnusiomyces paraingens is the source of this 1455-nucleotide messenger RNA. RefSeq lists its product as uncharacterized. The coding region runs from base 1 to 1455 and encodes 484 amino acids. Gene Ontology annotation, biological process: biosynthetic process. Lineage: Eukaryota; Fungi; Ascomycota; Dipodascomycetes; Dipodascales; Dipodascaceae. Gene Ontology annotation, molecular function: L-alanine:2-oxoglutarate transaminase activity; pyridoxal phosphate binding. The record is from RefSeq and is a predicted model, not a curated record. The transcript has a single exon.